Molecule: messenger RNA, 1846 nt
Organism: Gadus chalcogrammus (walleye pollock)
Lineage: Eukaryota; Metazoa; Chordata; Actinopteri; Gadiformes; Gadidae
Product: transmembrane protein 236-like
Exons: 4
Coding region: 669-1838 (389 amino acids)
Source: RefSeq, a predicted model, not a curated record
AAAAAUCAUUACUGAGUCUUUUGUUAAUUUCUGUCUGAGCUGUGAUGCCCACCACAGCAGCGUCCUCAGUCCGUUUAUCAUGCGUUCAGUCAUAGGAGCAUUACCGUGUGUCGCCACUAAAUGGUGCUGUAGGCGAAGCAGGGCGGGGGUGGUGCUUGGUACGCAUACCGAUGGUCCAUAGCAGCCAAUCAUUGAAGAGCGAUGCUGCCCCUGCUGCAAUUUUGUAUUUCUAUCGAUGGAAGGGUUUUAAUGUGUCCCUCAAUACCUAAACCACACCAUGAAAGCUGAAGUAUUAUAGGUAUUAUAGAAGUAACCUCGGUCCAAAAUUAACCUUUACCCGCCAGUGGAAAGGUCCACCUGCCAAAGGGUCAAAUCUAUUCGCUAUGGCAGAGUUGAAUGUUGACCCCAAGCAGGCGAAGAGUUUUCGUAACCUGUGUACAGACAGAGGGGAGCACAGGGGCAUCAGUGACCACCCUACCCGCCCUACAACACAAAGCCAUAUGCAGUGUAAGCAUUUGGCUGAGCGCAGGCCCGUAGCCUGGCGCAGUGGAACCUGCUAGUGGAGCUACACAAUACUGUGAUCCCAGGCCCCGGCAGACCCCUCCACCCUCUCUCCCACUGUUUAUUCGGUGUUUCUCUCCAUCGCCCCGCGGCAGGCUGGCGGGAGCAUGGGCUCGGGGAGCGUGCUGAAGUUUGCGCUGUGCGAAGCGCUGCAGUUCGCGGGCCUGUGCGUGCCGCUCUUCAUCAUCGUGCAGAGGUUCGCCGUCAUCGUGGCGCGGGUGAAGACGUCCGCGCAGCCGCCGGGCGACGGCCACACCGCCUACUGGCUGAUAGUUGCCUCCUCGGUGGCCUACGUUACCACCGUGGCGCUGCUCGUCUGGGUGCCCAUGAAGUACAUGGUGUUCAUGAAGAAGAAGUUUCUGUUGAGGAAGAAAUGGCGUCCUGUGGCCCUGGUGUACGUGGUCCUCUCCACGCUACCCUGUUUCGCUGUCCUCAUCGCAAGCUCAGAGGUCCAGAUAAACAACAACAUCCAGAGCGAUACGUUCACGGAGCUCCCCGUGUCGCUGGUCCUCUUCUCGCUGGUGUGCAUCGACAUCGUGGAGAGGAUACGCUACUGCAGGCUGACGGGACAGGCGACCGACGUGGAGCGAGACGCUGAGAUCCCCUCCAUGGUGCUGACCCACAUAGAGCACGUGACCCCCGGUGCCGCCGCCGCCCCACCCGCUCCUGCAGCGGCGCCGGCACCGGCGGCCCCGCCCGCGGCCCCCGCCGACCCCGCGGCCCCCGCGGCGGGAGCAGCGGCGCCCAGCGGGCCGGGGACGGAGGCUAACGGUACCGUGCCUGGGGCCCCCGGUUGCCCCGGGCGACCGUUCAGCGUGUCGGGUCUGAGCUCCAACUCGGCGGGCAGCGGCGGCGUGGGGGUGUACCGCCCGCAGCCGUACGGCUACAACGGCCCGCUGCGCUUCCUGUGCGCCGCCGACGCCCGCGCCGACGUCUUCGCCGACGGCUUCCUGUUCUGGAUGGACACGGUGGAGAUGGUGCGCGUGGCCGGCCUGCCCGCCGUCUACUACUCGGGCUGGGUGUUCCCCAUCUACAUCUUCAGCUUCCUGUCCUGCCUGCGCCUGGUGGUGAUGCCGCGCAGCGUGCUGCUGUCGGCGCUGGGCGUGGCCCUGCAGGACCUCCCCUUCCUGUUUGUGCGCAUCGGCCUCAUCGCCUUCUUCGGCUUCGUCACGCCCGUGCUCUACCUGAUGAAGAACCUGCUGGUGUGCCUCGCCUUCGUCUACUUCAACUUCAUGACCAAGCUGAGGUUCCUCAACACGGAGAGGAUGUACUUCUAGACCCCCGA